GUGAGGCUGAGCUCUGCGGGAGCACAGACACGAGGGAAGGAUGCCUGUGGUGUGGCCGACUCUUCUGGACCUCAGUAGGGAUGAGUGCAAGAGGAUCCUUCGCAAACUGGAGCUGGAGGCCUAUGCAGGUGUCAUCAGUGCCUUACGUGCACAGGGAGACCUUACAAAAGAGAAGAAGGAUCUUCUUGGAGAACUCUCUAAAGUGCUUAGUAUUUCAACAGAACGACAUCGCGCCGAGGUUCGGAGAGCAGUAAAUGAUGAACGGCUGACAACAAUUGCACACAAUAUGUCUGGGCCAAACAGCUCUUCCGAGUGGUCCAUAGAAGGUCGGCGGCUGGUGCCACUGAUGCCACGACUGGUUCCACAGACAGCUUUUACUGUCACCGCAAACGCUGUCGCCAAUGCAGCCGUUCAGCACAACGCGUCUCUUCCAGUUCCUGCAGAGACUGGAAACAAAGAAGUGGUGGUUUGCUAUUCCUACACAAGUACCACUUCAACCCCAACAUCUACCCCUGUACCAAGUGGCAGUGUAGCAACAGUGAAGUCCCCCAGACCUGCCAGCCCAGCCUCCAAUGUAGUCGUCUUGCCAAGUGGAAGUACUGUUUACGUCAAAAGUGUCAGCUGCUCUGAUGAUGAUGAAAAGCCCCGCAAAAGACGGCGAACGAAUUCUUCUAGUUCUUCCCCUGUUCUCCUGAAAGAAGUCCCGAAGGCAGUGACUCCCAUCACUAAAACUAUCACAGUGCCUGUAAGUGGGAGCCCCAAAAUGAGUAAUAUAAUGCAGAGCAUUGCCAACUCCUUACCACCACACAUGUCGCCUGUGAAAAUAACCUUCACUAAGCCCUCAACACAGACAACAAACACCACAACACAGAAGGUCAUAAUAGUAACCACGUCUCCAAGCUCAACUUUUGUACCCAACAUCCUUUCUAAGUCCCACAACUAUGCAGCAGUUACAAAACUUGUCCCAACAUCAGUCAUUGCUUCAACUACUCAAAAGCAGCCCGUGGUUAUCACUGCUUCCCAGUCCUCUGUGGGCAGCAGCAGCAGCAGCAGCAGCUGCUCCACUCCCUCCUGCACUGCAAAUACCAUUGCUGUGACUGCUGUAGUGUCAUCCACACCGUCAGUGGUUAUGUCAACAGUAGCACAAGGUGUAUCCACAUCAGCAGUUAAAGUUGCCUCUACCAGACUACCUUCCCCAAAAGGUUUGGUUGGGAAUCCAACUCAGAUCUUAGCACAGUUUCCCAAACAGCAUCAGCAGUCUCCCAAACAGCAGCUGCACCAAGUCCAACAGGCCCAACAGCAGCAGCAGCAGCCACAGCAGCAGCAGCUGGUGCCGUGUUCUGUAGCCCAGCAGCAGCCACAGCAGUCUCAGCUGUCAGCUGGCAUCAAGCCCACCAUUCAGAUCAAACAGGAAUCAGGUGUUAAAAUAAUCACUCAACAGGUGCAGCCCAGUAAAAUCCUUCCCAAACCAGUUACAGCGACCUUGCCCAGCAGUAGCAAUUCACCCAUUAUGGUGGUUAGCAGUAAUGGGACUAUCAUGACAACUAAACUGGUCACUACUCCCACUGGAACUCAAGCAACAUAUACACGGCCAACAGUGAGCCCCUCUCUGGGAGCUCGGGUGGCUGGAACUCCAGGGGCUGCUACCUAUGUGAAAACUACAAGUGGUAGCAUCAUUACUGUAGUACCAAAAUCACUGGCUACUCUAGGAGGGAAGAUCAUCAGCAGUAAUAUUGUUUCUGGAACUACAACCAAAAUCACUACAAUUCCAAUGACAUCGAAACCCAAUGUGAUUGUUGUGCAAAAAACUACUGGAAAAGGAACUACAAUUCAGGGGCUUCCAGGCAAAAAUGUUGUCACAACACUGUUGAAUGCUGGGGGGGAGAAAACUAUUCAGGCAGUGCCAGCAGGAGCAAAACCUGCUAUCAUCACUGCCACAAGACCCAUCACAAAAAUGAUUGUUACACAGCCAAAAGGAAUAGGGUCCACGGUCCAGCCAGCCACCAAAAUCAUCCCAACUAAAAUUGUUUAUGGUCAGCAAGGGAAAACACAGGUCCUCAUAAAACCAAAGCCAGUGACAUUUCAAGCAACAGUUGUGAGUGAACAAACCAGACAGCUGGUGACUGAAACGUUACAGCAGGCUUCAAGGGUAGCAGAGACAGGAAACUCAUCUCUCCCAGAAGUGAAAGAAGAACCACAAACCUACACUGACAGUAGCUCUUCUUCUACAGAGUCUUCCCAGAGCUCUCAAGAUUCUCAGCCUGUAGUCCAUGUGAUUGCUUCAAGAAGUCAAGAUUGGUCUGAACAUGAAAUUGCUGUGGACACGAACCCUACAAUAAUUUACCAGGAUGUAUCCAGUGAAUCUCAGUCAGCUACUUCCACAAUAAAAGCUUUGCUGGAACUUCAGCAGACAACAGUGAAGGAAAAGUUGGAAUCAAAGCCAAGGCAGCCUACCAUUGACUUGAGCCAAAUGGCUGUUCCAAUCCAGAUGACUCAAGAAAAGAGGCAUUCUCCAGAAAGUCCUUCAAUUGCUGUUGUAGAGUCAGAACUGGUGGCUGAAUAUAUUACAACUGACUCAGGAAGACAACACUGUAUUGGUUCACAUUCGGAAGAAUAUCUACACAACCAUAUAGUCAGUCAUCGGUCCCAGCCCCACCAGUCAUCUCAGCCCCAGAGGACGCUGCUGCAGCACGUGGCUCAGUCGCAGACAGCAACGCAGACUUCUGUUGUGGUGAAAUCUAUUCCUGCAUCCUCCACUGGCGCCAUUACCCAUAUCAUGCAGCAGGCCUUAAGCAGUCACACAGCGUUUACCAAACACAGUGAACAGCUUGGAACUGAGGAAGGAGAAGUGGAAGAGAUGGACACCUUAGAUCCUCAGACUGGCCUGUUUUACAGAUCUGCCCUGACACAGCCACAGGCACAAAAGCAGCAAAAACUGAGUCAGCCACAGCUGGAACAGACUCAACUGCAAGUGAAAACUCUGCAGUGUUUCCAGACUAAGCAGAAGCAGACAAUCCACCUGCAGGCUGAUCAAAUCCAGCACAAACUCCCACAAAUGCCCCAACUUUCCAUAAGGCAUCAAAAGCUAACCCCCCUGCAGCAAGAGCAAGCACAGACCAAACCAGAUGCACAGCACCCCCCACACCAUAUGAUGGCCAAAGAAAGGCAACUCCCUACCUUAGUGGCACAGCCACAGCAAACUGUAGUACAGGUGCUUGCAGUAAAAACCACGCAGCAGCUGCCCAAACUGCAACAGGCACCAACGGCACAAAAAAUCUUCGUGCAACCCCAGCCCCCCCAGAGUCAAAUGCAGCUACCUGCCUCUUCAGAGAAACAGCCAGCAAGCCAGGUGCAACAUCUAACUGUAAUGCAAGGAUCCACUGUUACAGAGAUAACUUUUGAGGGGCAUGAGCCUCCUUUUGUUUCAGAGGUAGCAGGUGGCAGUUCUGUGCCCAAACUGGCAUUGCUGGUUACCAGCCUAUUUCCCAUGCAGGCAUCCACGGAGACAUCAGUAGCAGAUAUAUUGAGAGUGUCUAUGGUGGAAGCUCAGAUUGAUGCAAACAUAGAACACACGCUAGUGGAUGCCCCAAACAAGGCCACGUCCACUAGUAGAGCUGCUAGUGAAGCAGAGUCGUCACCUUGUGCCCAGGGCCCGAGCGUGGCUGCAGUAGGGAUGGCGGCUCCUUCCAUCCCCCAGCAACAGACACAUGCAGAGUCCAGCUCAAGUCCUCCUGCUGUUGGUCCUGCUGUAACAGAGAGGAAACUCGAUGCACAAGGAAUACCUGCAACAAACCAGUUCAUACACAUUCAGAAUAUAUCACAAAAGGAAGCUGAAGAGAGCUCGUCAGAAAUUGUUGUCCAGACUAUCCCUCACUAUUCCAUCCCUUGUCACUCCAGCUCCAAUGUGGUGGUGGAACCCAGCGGGCUCCUGGAGCUCAACAACUUCACCAGUCAGCGCCUCGAUGAUGAGGAGACAGCAAUGGAGCAAGAUGUGGACAGUAGCACUGAGGAUGGCACUGAGCCCAGCCCCUCUCAAAGUUCUGCUGAACAAUCCUAAGGAAUGGGGACACUGGAGUGCACUUUAAAAUAUCUUGGGAUUUUGAGCAUCCAAGAUGCCCUUCUAUUGUGAUGUCUUAGAGCACUUUGCCUAUUAGAAUUGUUCAUUGGACUCUUGAAGCUUCAGUAUGUUUUAACAAGACAGUAUUGAGAAAGCUGCAUCUUAAAAAUUGUUUUGGAAAAAAAAGAAGAAGAGAUGUAGGUACCAGGAUUUAGUAAACCUGUGACAGUGGAAUGUACUCCUGUUCAAAAACAUCUGCAGUGAAUUCUACAGC
Molecule: messenger RNA, 4331 nt
Organism: Ficedula albicollis (Collared flycatcher)
Lineage: Eukaryota; Metazoa; Chordata; Aves; Passeriformes; Muscicapidae
Gene: EMSY
Product: EMSY, BRCA2 interacting transcriptional repressor
Exons: 20
Coding region: 41-4057 (1338 amino acids)
Biological process (GO): regulation of DNA-templated transcription
Cellular component (GO): nucleoplasm
Source: RefSeq, a predicted model, not a curated record